UUGUGUUUUUUUGGGGGCGGGAUGGUAUAAUUUUACACAUCAGUACAAGAAAUUCCAAGUGGCCACAAUACAGAAACAAAACAAUCGCGAAAAAUGAAUAAAACUCAAAAGAAACAAGAGUUGUUCGUGGAUGAAACAAUAUGGCGGAAAAAUUUCCACCAACUACAACAACCAACAUCAUCAAAUCGAUUCCCGAAAGAUCUUGAUGAAUUUUUAAAAUCGUAUCACAUAGCUGAGUUUCCAAUUGUGAAUUUGAACAAUAAAAUUCUUGAUGACAAACAGGAUUGUUUCAUUUCGCCUAGUUAUUUACAUGAUCUGCUACAGUCGGAAAUGGAUUCAAACAAAAUGGAUGAUAUAAUUCAAACUAUGGAGAAACGACUAAACGAUCGAUUAGGAAAGAUUAUUGAUGAAGUGAAUAGUUUUCAGAUAUUUUCUGAGAUUGAUAAAUUUUAAUAAUGAACGGAUUACUGUGAUUCAGUAUUAUUGAUUUUUAAGCAGUUUGUUUUCGCGAUUUUAAAAAUUGAUUUAGAUUCGUAGAUUUUUU
Molecule: messenger RNA, 544 nt
Organism: Schistosoma turkestanicum
Lineage: Eukaryota; Metazoa; Platyhelminthes; Trematoda; Strigeidida; Schistosomatidae
Source: the annotation of a GenBank genome assembly